AUGAGUUUCAACAAAGUGCCCAACGUCCCUGGAUCUCCUGCACUAUCUGCUCUUCUUAAGGUCAGCGUAAUUGGUGGACUCGGAGUCUAUGCCAUUACUAAUAGCCUCUACAAUGUCGAGGGAGGACAUCGUGCUGUCAUGUUCAACCGGUUAACUGGUAUCAAGGAAAAGGUCUAUCCGGAAGGAACACAUUUCAUGUUGCCGUGGUUUGAAAGGCCAAUAAUCUAUGACGUCCGUGCACGACCUUACCUAGUGGAGAGCACCACCGGUAGUCAUGACCUCCAGAUGGUGAAAAUUGGACUUAGGGUUCUCACACGUCCCAUGGGUGACCGUCUGCCUCAGAUUUACCGAACCCUAGGCGAGAACUACAGUGAAAGGGUUCUUCCUUCCAUCAUCCACGAGACCCUAAAAGCAGUGGUGGCUCAGUACAAUGCAAGUCAACUCAUCACCCAGAGAGAAGCUGUGAGCAGAGAGAUACGCAAGAUUCUUACUGAGAGAGCUUCUAACUUCGACAUUGCUCUUGAUGACGUCUCCAUCACAACUCUCACAUUUGGCAAAGAGUUCACCGCAGCAAUCGAGGCUAAACAAGUAGCAGCUCAGGAAGCUGAACGGGCCAAGUUCAUUGUGGAGAAAGCUGAGCAAGACAAGAGAAGCGCUGUCAUCCGUGCACAGGGAGAAGCUAAAAGUGCUCAACUUAUCGGACAAGCUAUUGCAAACAAUCAGGCAUUCAUUACUCUGAGGAAGAUUGAAGCUGCGAGAGAGAUCGCUCAGACCAUUGCACAAUCUGCUAACAAGGUUUACCUCAGCUCCAACGAUCUGUUGCUUAACCUCCAAGAAAUGAACUUGGAGCCUAAGAAGUAA
Molecule: messenger RNA, 861 nt
Organism: Microthlaspi erraticum
Lineage: Eukaryota; Viridiplantae; Streptophyta; Magnoliopsida; Brassicales; Brassicaceae
Source: the annotation of a GenBank genome assembly